Culicoides brevitarsis is the source of this 1659-nucleotide messenger RNA. Its product is annotated as UDP-glucosyltransferase 2-like. The record is from RefSeq and is a predicted model, not a curated record. Bases 16 to 1593 code for a protein of 525 amino acids. Lineage: Eukaryota; Metazoa; Arthropoda; Insecta; Diptera; Ceratopogonidae. Gene Ontology annotation, molecular function: UDP-glycosyltransferase activity. The transcript has 2 exons.
UUGAGAAAGAGCAAAAUGCGCUUUUUACUGCUUUUUGUUGCGAUUUUCCCAUUUUGGUGCGAAAUUGAGGGAGCCAAUAUUUUAUUCAUGGCACCUUUGGCUUCUCCGAGUCAUCAUAAUUGGAAUCGGAAUCUUUACGUCGAAAUGGCAAAACGAGGUCAUAAUGUAACUGUAUUGUCUGUGGAUAAAGAUAAAGAACCCACGAAAAAUUUGCAUUAUAUUUUAAUGGAAGGAGUUUAUGAAGCUCUUCAUGACUCGAAUGAAGCUGUAGAUUUAAUAGAAUUUGCCAAAUUGAGUGAAUGGGGAGCUUUUGAGGCAUUUUGGCAUUGGUGCAGUUUCAAUAGUCGAUUAACGGCUGCCUCGAAAGGGAUUCAAACUCUCUUGAAUUAUCCUGAUAAUUUUAAAUUUGAUCUCAUUGUGGAUGAUUUAUCGAUGGCUCCAUUUAUUUUGGGAUUCAUCCAUAAAUUCAACUAUCCACCGGCAGUUGCUGUCACGCCAUUCUCGGUCCCGCACUACUUCACGCGUACCUUUGGAGGUCAUCGACAACCGUCGUACGUUUCGCAUCACGGAUCUCAGUUCUCCGAUAAAAUGUCGUUCUACGAACGAAUUGUCAAUUACUUGUUCUACCUCGUUGAUGACUAUUAUAUGGCUUAUCACGUCAUGCCUGAGCAGGAAUCUCUAAUGAGGCAAGUUUUCGGUCGUUUAAGAGAUUUACCGACACUCGAAACGCUCCAAUCGGAGGUCGGCCUUGCCUUGGUAAAUGUUCAUCCAGCAGUUGAACAAACUUUUCCCCUUCCCCCGAACAUGAUUCCUGUUGGAGGUCUACAAGUUCGCGAUCCAAAACCACUAGACCCUCCAAUCAAAACUUUUAUCGAGUCAGGCAAAGAGGGAACAGUUCUUUUCUCCCUCGGUACAAACGUUAAAAGUGAAAUGCUUGAUACCAAAACGAAAGAAAUGUUUAUCAAAGUGUUUGCGGAACUUCCGCAAUACAACUUCCUAUGGAAAUAUGAGUCAGAUUUGACAAUUCCCUUGCCGAAAAAUGUCAUGAUUCGACCUUGGCUGAAACAAAGCGAUAUUUUAGCUCACGAAAACUUGAAAGCUUUCAUCUCGCAUUGUGGCUUAAUGAGUACCCAAGAGGCGACAUGGCGCGGUAUUCCCGUCGUUGGGAUGCCAUUUUUCGCGGAUCAGCGACGCAAUGCGGUGGGAAUCGUAAACCGCGGAACAGGCGUUCGGUUAGAUGUUUUUACACUGACAAAGGAAAAGUUCAAGGCUGCCUUGUUAGAUGUCUUGCUGAAUCCAAAAUAUACUCAAAACGCCAAAUCGCGUGCUCGAGUAUUUCAAGAUCAAAUGGAGAAACCAAUCGACAGAGCCAUCUAUUGGUUGGAAUGGGCAAUGCGGCAUGGCGAAGACAUGCAAGUCAUUCAAUCGCCGGUAAAGGAACUCGGAUGGUUUGUCGGAAACGGAUACGAUGUAAUGUUGUUCGGCUUACUCAUUGUCCUUGUCGGCAGCUGGGCGCUACUUAAAACAUGCAAAGUAUUUUGUUGUGGCAGAAAGAAACGUUGUUCGAAGGAAACGAAAGAAAAAUCCAACUAAAAACGAAUAAAAAAAAAGUAACAUUUGUGUCUGCAACGAAAUGAACACUCUUUUCUGGUAGAAAAC